This is a messenger RNA of Diachasmimorpha longicaudata, 933 nucleotides long. Its product is annotated as mitochondrial inner membrane protease subunit 1. The record is from RefSeq and is a predicted model, not a curated record. Gene Ontology annotation, molecular function: serine-type endopeptidase activity. Gene Ontology annotation, cellular component: mitochondrial inner membrane peptidase complex; membrane. The transcript is spliced from 3 exons. Lineage: Eukaryota; Metazoa; Arthropoda; Insecta; Hymenoptera; Braconidae. Bases 346 to 816 code for a protein of 156 amino acids.
UAGUAUAUACUACGUUUCAGUGGUUUUGGCGAAGUAUAUAGACUACAGCAGAGGCUGACGCCCCAUAUUAAAAAAUCUCUAGUCCAAUCGAGACCCCCAGGAACUCUCCAGUUUAGUGAGUUUAUUUUAUACUCUAUGGCGGUGAUUUUUACUUGAUUUAUUUGCGUGUGUCAGUGACGAAAAGCAUCGAAUUUCGAAAUCAUCUUUAAAUGAUCGUCGACUGGGACGAAAAUACGUGGGUUUCGUGUGUUGGGGGGUGAAUAUUAUGCAGCAAAAGGGAGGGGGAGGACAUUGUUGACGGUGGAAGUCAGUGACGAAGUGACGGACUGCCUUCGAGGAAUAGUUAUGGUUAAACCAUAUGUUGGAAAGCUGCUGAGUGCUGUCGGAACACUGGCUCAGUACACAUGCAUCACCCACUGUGUUUUUGAGUACAUCGGGGAUUUUAUUGUGUGUACAGGGCCGUCAAUGGAACCGACAAUCUACAGCAAAGAUAUUCUCUUUACUGAGCACAUUACCCCACGUCUUUUAAAAUUAAAAAAAGGUGAUAUUGUGAUAGCAAAAUGCCCAUCGAACCCUCGCCAGCAUAUUUGCAAGAGGAUUAAAGCAGUGGAGGGUGAGAGGGUUCGAUACGGUUUCACAACAUACCUAAUUCCAGAGGGUCAUAUAUGGCUGGAAGGUGAUAAUAGCAGUAAUUCAGCGGAUUCCAGGCAGUAUGGACCGGUUCCACAAGGACUAGUACGCGCUCGAGCCAUCUGCAAGGUCUGGCCACCCCACGAUAUCACAUUACUCACCACAAAGUGCGUCAAUCCCGAUUGACGUUAUAGACAGAAUAAUAUUGCGUAUAAAAAUCAAAAUUUUCGGUUAACAAAAUGUACAUAUUGUGAUCAAUUUCGGUAAUUAUCCGUUGAAACUUAAUAAAAUGGUUAUCAUUAA